CGCGCUGCAUUCUCGUAUCCGGAACGAGAGCGCUGUCUUUUCCUUCCUUCCUGGAGUUUUAGGUGCGAGGGGAGCAUGUCCGGUCGCGGAAAGCAGGGCGGCAAAGUGCGGGCAAAGGCCAAGUCCCGGUCCUCCCGCGCGGGCCUGCAGUUCCCGGUGGGCCGAGUGCACAGGCUGCUGCGCAAAGGGAACUACGCGGAGCGAGUAGGCGCUGGGGCGCCCGUGUACCUGGCGGCGGUGUUGGAGUACCUGACGGCGGAGAUCCUAGAGUUGGCCGGCAACGCCGCGCGUGACAACAAGAAAACCAGGAUAAUCCCUCGCCACCUACAGCUAGCCAUUCGCAACGACGAGGAGCUAAACAAGCUGCUGGGGAAAGUUACCAUCGCUCAGGGCGGCGUCCUGCCCAACAUCCAGGCCGUGCUGCUGCCCAAGAAGACGGAGAGUCAGAAGACGAAGAGCAAGUGACCCCAGCGCUACCAUGGGGGAGCAAAGGGGGCUGGCUUCCCCAGCAAAGGCUCUUUUCGCGUCCGCCCGCAGUGUCUUUGGAUGUGCUGGGUGUUAAGAAGAGUUGGCGCGAUCUAGUGGGGAGGUGGGAGGCGAGGACCCUGCCCGGGUCGGGGACCAAUAAAGUCGGUGAAAAUCA
Messenger RNA from Loxodonta africana (African savanna elephant), 643 nucleotides. Its product is annotated as histone H2A.J. The record is from RefSeq and is a predicted model, not a curated record. The transcript has a single exon. Gene Ontology annotation, cellular component: nucleosome; chromatin. Gene Ontology annotation, biological process: heterochromatin formation. Lineage: Eukaryota; Metazoa; Chordata; Mammalia; Proboscidea; Elephantidae. Bases 76 to 465 code for a protein of 129 amino acids. Gene Ontology annotation, molecular function: structural constituent of chromatin; protein heterodimerization activity; DNA binding.